Molecule: messenger RNA, 2100 nt
Organism: Cynoglossus semilaevis (tongue sole)
Lineage: Eukaryota; Metazoa; Chordata; Actinopteri; Pleuronectiformes; Cynoglossidae
Gene: sass6
Product: SAS-6 centriolar assembly protein
Exons: 16
Coding region: 262-2025 (587 amino acids)
Biological process (GO): centriole replication; spermatogenesis
Cellular component (GO): centriole; centrosome
Source: RefSeq, a predicted model, not a curated record
GGUGUGGAGCUUUUUGUCUGAUACACGUCAGCUACCGGAAAAAGAAUAAAGUAUUUCCUGUUCUGCUUCCGGAGUAAAACGAUUGGCGGCUGAAAAGCGCCAAAUCAAACUUCUGCCUGAGAAUAACAAAGCUCGCUGUCAACUAGAGGCUCGUUUUCUCACAGUUCAGCCUUUUAAUGUGCGUUUUGCGUCAGUGGCGCACUGUCGUAAAAGAAAAAGGAUCGAGUUACUGGUUUUAGCGUGACAUUUUAAACUUUAAACAUGGAGGAGCUUUUUAGUAAAGUGUUACAAGUGAACGUCAGGUGUAGAGACUGUGAGGACAGAAAAUCAAAUGUCCGUGUCACCAUCCAGCUCCAGUUUUCUACAAAUCCAGUUCACAAAAGGGAUCUUCAUGUCAGACUGACAGAUGAUCAAGAUCCAUAUUUUUUGUUUAACCUAUCCAUAUCAGAAGAAGAUUUCCAAAGCCUGAAAGUCCAGCAGGGGCUGCUGGUGGACUUUGCGUCGUUUCCGCAAAAGUUUAUUGACCUGCUUAAUUUGUGUUAUUCUGAGCAGGAGUCAGAUAAUCCAAGGUUUCUCCUUCACUUGUCGUGUCCAUCUUCAGUUCUUGAAGGACCGGCAAACUUCUGUGUUGUAGAAACAAAUGCUUUCAAGCACCUGAAUCAUUUGUCUCUGCGACUCGUCCAAGGCUCUGACCGGGAGAUCAAGGAUUACCUGGCAGUGUGUCUCUCAUCUCUGAAGUCAGAGAAACAGGCCCUGGAGGCAAAGCUGAAAAAAACGGAGGAGGAUUUGAACCGACAGCUAAACUACACUCAGCAGACUCUGUCAGAAAAGACCAAAGAGUUGGACAAACUUCGCUCUGAGUGGACGUGUCAGAGCAGUUCACUGUCUUCGCGUCAUUCUCAGGAGCUGCAGCUGGAGAGAGAGAAAGCAUCAGAGCUGCAGAACAGGCUUCAGCAGCAGAACGAUCAGCUUCGUCAGGACCUGGAGAACUCUCAUCAGAAGAGCAGCCAGCAGCUCCACAGCAGGGUGACGGAGCUGGAGACCUCCUGCAGGGAGCUGACAGAGAGGAAGUACAAGAACGAGUCGUCCAUCAGAGAUCUGAAGAUUAAACUAGUGGGAGCAGAAGAGGAGAGCCAGCGGCUGAAGCAGCAGGUGUUGUCUCUGAGGAGGGAGAACAGCACACUGGACACGGAGGUGCACGACAAGGAGCGUUUGGUGAGUCAGCUGCAGAUGAGAGUGGCUGUCCUGGAGCAGGAGAGCAAAGACAAGGAUCAGCUGAUGCGUCGGACAAAGGAGGUGCUGGAGGCCACUCAGCAGCAGAAGGAUUCUGUGGAGGAAAACGCGGGCAGUAAAGAACUGCAGAUAAAGAAACUGGAGUCAACAGUAAAGUCUCUGUCUGAGGAGCUGAUAAAGGCCAAUGGUAUCAUCAAGAAGCUGCAGGCUGAGGUGCGAGGUCUGGUCGGGAAGAUAAAAGUCAAGAACACUGUCACCGUCUCCCAGGAGAAGGUUCUGCAGGAAACCUCUGAGAAACUGAAGACGGUCGAGAAGGAACUGCAGAGCGCCCAGCAGCAGAUCGUGACCAAAGAUGAGCAGGUUUCCAAACUAAAAGAUCAGCUGGAAGUGACUUUGCAGAAGCUGAAUGAGAGCAAAGAAGUGUUGAAAACAAAUGAGAAUGUUAUCACCUGGUUGAACAAGCAGCUGAACGAGAAGCAGCUGUGCAGGAAGCCGCCGUCUCCUGAAGCUUUGAACACUGCACUGUCAGCCACAAGUGCACUGAGGGCCCACUAUUUUCCACAGGUGGGUAAAUCGUCUGUUUCUCCUGUAACCACUGACGUCACUCCUGCUGAGCAGCGAACGGUGCAGCCAAUCAACAGACUGAUUGGUGACCACGCAGGUUUGGACUCCAAGUACUUUGAAAGAAGAGACGACAGCAUCCCCAUCUACGGCCUGUCGUCCGCUCUGCUCCAUAAAGAUUUCACUCAGCGAACAAAGCCUCCCGUUCCUUCUGCCUAUUUCUCGGCCUGAACCAUCACCACUCGAACAUCAGGUUUUUCUCCUCUACAAAUCUGUUUGUGCUGCAGUUGCUCUUGGCUCUUUUUU